Messenger RNA from Drosophila takahashii, 2467 nucleotides. RefSeq names its product oligopeptidase A. Gene Ontology annotation, biological process: proteolysis. NCBI's taxonomy places the organism in Eukaryota, Metazoa, Arthropoda, Insecta, Diptera, Drosophilidae. Gene Ontology annotation, molecular function: metalloendopeptidase activity. The record is from RefSeq and is a predicted model, not a curated record.
UCCAGGCGUGUUGUGUAAACGCUGGCCCUCUUUUCUGAAUCCCAAAUUCCGGCGCAUUCUCCCCGGGAUUGUACCUAUCUGGACUAACGACUGCACCUAGGACAUGCUGAACCUCCUGCGACGGCGUCCUGCCUGCGUGCCCCUCAUCCGGGCGGCGUUCAGCGCUCCACUGCACACAACCGACAACCGGCCGGGUUACAUAGUGCUGGUUCCGGAGAUUGGGGAAGAGGGUCCUUUGGGCGAGGGAGUCCUGAAGCCCGAUGGACUGCCCGCUUUCAGUGACAUCACCAUCGAAAUGUGCCUGGGGGCGAUAGGGCAGCAAGCGUCGGCGGUGGAGAACUCGGUGAAGGCGCUGGAGGGCGAUCUGCAGAAUGGCAAGCAGCUGGACGCCGGCGGCAUCUUCCGGGAGCUGGACACAGUCACUGGGCCACUGGAGACGACGUGGGGCGUGGCCAAGGCCCUGUACCUGGGCAACUCCACGCUGAUUCCCACCAAAUCCUACAUGAACAUCCACGAAAGGGCGCGAAAUGCUCGAGCGGCCAAGUUCUGUAAUCUGAAGGUGUACAAGGCCCUUGAGGCAGCCCAAUCCGCUGGACCGGAUGAGCAGCGGCUGCGUCAGAAGUUCCUGCUCGAGGGCAAGCUGAAUGGACUGACGCUGGACAAGGAGAAGCAGGAUGGUUUAAAGGAGCUGCUCACGCAUUUGGGUCGCGAGCGCGCUAGUUUCAAGAACAAGGUCAACAUGGCAGUGCACUCUUUCGGUCAAGUCAUCACCGAUUUCAAUUUGGUGAGGGAUUUCCCACCCUCGCUACUCGAAGCCACCGCUAGAGACCCCAGUCAGCCACUGGAGGGCCCCUGGAAGAUCACCCUGCAGCCUCAGGUGGUCGACGGCUUCCUGAAGCACUGCCCCGAGCGACUGCAGCGCUGGAACGUCUGGCGGGCCAGCGUGCUGAAGGCCUCGUCGCAGCAGGAAAAAGCGCUGGAGAACAGCACGCACCUGGAGAAGAUCCGGGGAUUGCGCAGGCGACAGGCCAAUCUGCUGGGCUACAGCAACUUUGCGGACAUGUCCAUGCAGACCAAGAUGGUGGGCAGUGUGGAGAACCUAAAGCAGAUCUUUGCCAAGCUUCUAAAGUUCGCUGGCCCCGCACAAAGUGUGGAGCUGGAGCAGCUGCAGAGAUUCGCCGCCGACAGUGGCUGCGACUACAAGCUGGAGGCCUACGACGUGGCCUACUGGCGGCGCAAGCAACUGGUGGCCGAGCACGGCCUGCAGGAGCAGAAGCUCAGCGAGUUCUUCCCGCUGCCACGCGUUCUUUCCGGGAUGUUCGAGCUCAGCGAGAAGCUCUUCGGCAUAAGGAUAGUGGAGCAGCCCAAGGCGGAGGUCUGGCAUCCGGCAGUCAAGUUCUAUGAUGUGUUCGAUGCAGAUUCCCCCAAUAGCUCCACUCCGGUGGGCGGCUUCUAUGUGGACUGCUACUCCAAGGAGCACAAGUUUGGCCGGAACAACGGUUGGAUGGUGGGCAUCAGGAACAGCAAUAGAUCCGCCGGCCUGACGCCCCUCUGCGCCCUGAUCUUCAACUUCUCGGAGGGCAAGCCGCCUCUCCUUAGCUACGAUGAUCUGCAGAUGCUGUUCAAGACCUUCGGCAGCGGACUGCAGCAUCUGCUCACCCAGGCGGGCUACAGCGACCUGGCGGGACUCUCGAACAUCGAGUGGGAUGCCUCGCAGGUUUCGGGUCACGUGAUGAGCAACUUCCUCGAUGAUCCCACAGUUAUCCGAGGUUUUUCCGGCCAUUUCAGCAGUGGUGAACCUUUCGAAGCGGAGAUCUCCCAAAAGAUGCGACUGCUGAAGACCCAACUGGCUGGCUAUAAUCUCUGCCAGGAUCUCUACUUGGCCGAUCUCGACAUCGAGCUGCAUCGCUCGCAAGCCUUUUGGCUGGAGAUCGUGCGGAAGCUGUGGCCCGUCUACCACUGCCUGCCGCUGGACAAGAAGGACGCCCAUCCCUGCUCGCUUACGGAUAUUUUUGCUGGCGAUUGGGCGGCCGCCCAGUUUAGUCAUUUGUACUCCCGCCUCAUAGCCGCCGACAUAUCGAGCAGCUUCGCGGAGCAGCGUAGCGAGGAGAACUACGCGGUCGUCGGGCGGCGCUACAAGCAGACCUUCCUCAGUUCCGGCGGUUCUGUGCCCACGGCGGAGGUGUUCCGCCGCUUCCAGGGUCGCGAUCCCUCCGGCGAGGCGCUCCUCAAGUCGCUGGACAUUUUCGAACCCUCCCAGACCACGGAUAACAAUUGAGGGUCAUGCUCGUUAUCUCUUGUGUGCGUAGUCAACUGAUAAGCCGCCUGAUCGAUGUGCUAGACUGGCAAUCUUAGGGGGAAAGUAAUCUUUGGAGUAUUUGAAACAAUUUUACAAUAGGCUGGAAGCAUAAUUUGUUAAUUAAUUGUUAAUUGGUCGCGAAAUACAUGUACUUAUUUGAAGUAUGAA